Messenger RNA from Racocetra persica, 152 nucleotides. Lineage: Eukaryota; Fungi; Glomeromycota; Glomeromycetes; Diversisporales; Gigasporaceae. The record is from the annotation of a GenBank genome assembly.
AUGGCCAAUUCUCCUCAUGGUGGUGUUCUUAAAGAUUUACAUCUUCGAGAUGCUUACAAACAUGAUGAAUUACUUCUUGAAUCCGAAAAUUUACCUUCCAUCGUGUUGACAGACCGUCAACUAUGUGAUUUGGAACUUAUCAUGAAUGGAGG